Enterospora canceri is the source of this 288-nucleotide messenger RNA. The record is from the annotation of a GenBank genome assembly. NCBI's taxonomy places the organism in Eukaryota, Fungi, Microsporidia, Enterocytozoonidae.
AUGUUGGUUGAAAAUCUGAAUAGGAACAAGGAUGGUGAUGCAGUAUCUGUAAUAGGUCAAGUAAACAAAUUUGAAGGCGAUUAUGUGUUUCUAAAGGUGAAUGAAAGUACAAUCAAAGUGAAACAUAAUGGAAUUGACACCUAUAAAAACAGAAUCGUGCUUGUACAUGGAACUGUACAAGACUGUGUUCUAGUGGAAAAGAAUGCGUACAAAUUGGAAGACGAAUUUGAUUUUGAGUCCUAUAAGAGAUUCUUGGAGACAGCAAGCAACCAUUCCGAAAUUUACUAA